Periophthalmus magnuspinnatus is the source of this 2694-nucleotide messenger RNA. RefSeq lists its product as uncharacterized. Bases 60 to 2537 code for a protein of 825 amino acids. The record is from RefSeq and is a predicted model, not a curated record. Gene Ontology annotation, cellular component: nucleoplasm; nucleus. The transcript has 17 exons. Gene Ontology annotation, molecular function: ATP hydrolysis activity; zinc ion binding. NCBI's taxonomy places the organism in Eukaryota, Metazoa, Chordata, Actinopteri, Gobiiformes, Gobiidae.
UGAGUUCCCUGAUCAUUGAACUCCGCUCUGAAGGAUAAUUGAGACGACAAUUGAGGAAUAUGGCGAACUACACAGAGCAAGGCAUUCGGCUGAGUUCGAUGUGCCCGACCUUCCUGAACAGCAACUCGACCAGUCACACCUGGCCCUUUAGUGCUGUGGCGGAGUUAAUAGACAAUGCUGCAGAUCCCGGUGUGUUCGCUAAACAGAUCUGGAUCAAUGUUCAUGAAGAGGCAGAUCACCUCUGCAUGACAUUCACUGAUAAUGGCGGUGGAAUGACACCCAACAAGCUGCAUAAGAUGCUCAGCUUUGGCUUCACAGACAAAAGAGGAGGAAGGACAAGUGUGCCAGCCAUUGGUGUCUAUGGGAAUGGCUUCAAGUCGGGGUCCAUGCGUCUUGGCCGAGAUGCACUUAUCUUCACUAAGAGCGGAGGCUGCCAGUCUGUGGGAAUGCUCUCUCAGACCUACCUGGAAAACAUCAAGGCCCAGAGUGUCAUCGUUCCUAUUGUUCCUUUUAACCAGCAAACCAAGUCACUAGUGGUAACUGAGGACUCUGAGGCCAGUUUGGCGGCGAUCCUAAAGCACUCCAUCGUCUCGUCCCAAGAGCAGAUCCAGACUCACUUUGACUCCAUCCCUUCAAAUAAAGGCACAAAGAUACUCAUUUGGAAUUUACGCAGGGCCAAAGACGGUAAUCCCGAAAUGGACUUUGAGACUGAUCCGACAGACUUCCGCUUGCCCGAGAUCCAAAUAAAAGAGCUACAGAAAAGUUUGAAAGACAGUGGAGUACAGAACAUUCCGGACAUGCAUUACAGUCUCAAGGCCUACCUUAGUAUUUUGUACCUGAGACCAAGGAUACAGAUUAUCUUGAGAGGAAAAAUGAUCCCGACAAAGAUGGUGUCACAGCAGCUGGCGCACGUCGAGUAUGAUGUGUACAAACCCCACUUUAGCAAAGACAAAGUGAAGGUGACUUUUGGCAUAAACAAGAAAAGCAGGGAAUAUUACGGCAUGAUGAUGUAUCACAAGAACCGUCUCAUCAAGGCUUAUGAAAAAGUGGGCUGCCAGCUAAAGACCUCUGGACAAAGAGCAGGCAUAGGCGUCAUUGGGAUUAUCGAGUGUGACUUUCUGAAACCCGCUCACAACAAGCAAGAUUUUGAAUAUACAAAGGAGUACAGACUAACGCUUGGUGCUUUGGGGAUAAAACUUAACGACUACUGGAAAGAGGUGAAAGAAAAGCCUAAAGAGAGAGAAUCUGAGCCGGCAGCAGAAGAACAGAAGAGCGUCACGCACAAAGGAAGUGUGGAAAAUGGUCCCAUGUGGUUACAAUGUGAGGAGUGCCUGAAAUGGAGGAGCGUCCCAGUUGGUCACUACACUGUUGUUCCUGAAAACUGGAACUGCAGUCAAAACCCAAACCCACGCUACAGAAGCUGCUCAAGUCAAGAGGAAACGAAUGACACUGAGGACCUGUUGACAGCGAGUUACAAUAAGAACCACUCUAAACGAGAAUAUUCCAGGCGUAAAAAACGAGACAAAUCGCCAAAGCCUGUCAAAUCAAGGCCCAAAAGCCCCGCCCACAGUUUUUCAGACCCCGUCCCGUCCAGUGAUGAAUCAACAGAAGCAGGGCCCUGCUCACCCUCACUCUCAGAGGGAACAGAGAACAUGAACGAAGACCAGGGACCAGAGGCAGACAGCACGAGUACACAUCUCACAACAGACAAACACACUGCACACGCUACACACAAACACAACACAGAAGCAUCGGAGCCAAGCAUUACACACAAACAGGGCCAAAUUAAAGGAACGACCUCUGAAACGCCCACGGAGCAACAGCGAACCCUUCAAAAAGACGAUGAGCCCAUGGUCCUUGAAAGCAUUAAGAGGAAAUCAGAUGAACCAUUUCAACUCAUAGAGAAGAAAUUGCGUCUUUACAAAAAGCGAGAUUUACCCAAGGAUAAGGACCACAAGAAGCCGGGUCCUUCAGACGAGACUACAGAGGAACGCAGGAGUCAAAACUACAACCUCAACCUGCCGCUAGUACCACAGGAGGAAAGCCGAGGAACGAGAAUGAAACGACUGAAACAGCUGGAAUGUGAGAGCCACAAGUUACGACAGUUACUUGGGUUGGAAAUUAUCAAGAAAACUCAAGGAACGAUGACGACUUCUGACGCCAAGAGCCUAAAUGAAGAGCAGAGAACGGUUCCAACCAGAGAGAUCGGGUGUCAAGCUGAAAUAACUGAGAAAUCAGUUUCAUGUGGCAGCAACACUCCCAAACUCCAUGAAGCGACGAUUCAAAGUUCUCGAUCGAUGUGUGGAUUUAAGGAUCCGGAGCAGAAACGAGAGAAGAACGACAACCUGAAGACUCCUGAAAAUGAAGACCAGAACGCCACGUUGGGACAGCACAAACUUCAGAGCAUCCGGAACAAUGUGUUGGUGCUGCUCACAUCACUGCUGCCUCAACUGGACCUGUCAGGCAUAAGUCUGGAGACAACCGACGUGGACAACAUCCUACAACAGAUUAUAGAAGUCAACGAACUGAAACUAUGAAUUACUAUGGCUCCCAGUUUAAAACUUUGCUCUUAUGUAUUUGUGUGUGUGUUUGUUCCACUGCAUACUCCGAGCCUUUAAUCUCUGAAGACGCAUUAAUUAUUGGUCUUGUUUUUACUGUCUAUUUAUAUUUUUAUACAUUAAAAUUGGCCAUCAU